Molecule: messenger RNA, 3116 nt
Organism: Macrosteles quadrilineatus (aster leafhopper)
Lineage: Eukaryota; Metazoa; Arthropoda; Insecta; Hemiptera; Cicadellidae
Product: dolichyl-phosphate beta-glucosyltransferase-like
Exons: 8
Coding region: 209-1201 (330 amino acids)
Cellular component (GO): endoplasmic reticulum membrane
Source: RefSeq, a predicted model, not a curated record
UUUGAGGUUGAGUUUUUGAUGUUUUGUCUUGUCAAGUUGUAUGGUUAUCAACAAUAUUCUCUUAUUUCCGAUGACAACAACAUAACCUUUGGUAGUCACUAGUCAGUCAGCCCUACGUGGCUACUAACUUGUUUAUCCUUUCUGAGAUUCAAGAAAACUGGUCCAUCUUAAAGAUUUCAACCAAUUUAAGUGUUCAGAACUAUAAACAAUGGAAUACAUAUACUUUUUGCUCGUGUAUUGUAUAGCAUUUAUUGGGGUUUUGUUUGCAGCUCUCUGUGUAGUCCUAAUGAAGACUACCACACCACACCCAGUUGUAAAGCGAACGGAAAAAGAAAAGUCAUUCCUAAACACCAAAGAAGGUUUGAGGAUAUUAUUCCCAUCACUGGACGAGCCUUUUUCAGUCCUCUUAUCUGUUAUUGUUCCGGCAUAUGAUGAGGAAAAAAGAUUACCACCGAUGUUAGAUGAAUGUUUUGAGUUUCUUGAAACAAGAAAAAAGACCUUGCCAAGAUUCACUUACGAGGUGAUUGUUGUAAGUGAUGGCAGUCGGGACAAGACAGUAGAAGUUGCGCAGGAGUACACUCGGAAGUAUGGAGCAAACCAGUGUCGUGUCUUGAACCUCCAGACAAACCGGGGCAAAGGUGGAGCAGUAAGACUGGGUAUGCAGUCAGCCAGGGGUGCGAUGCUUCUGUUUGCCGAUGCUGACGGAGCUACGAAGUUCUCUGAUCUCGUCAAACUGGAAGACAGCCUCAAAAGUCUUGUAAAAGGAGAUUACCUGACGGAGGCUGAGAGGAUAUCCAACACACUGGCCGUGGUGUGCGGCUCACGAGCUCAUCUCGAGAAGGACGCAAUUGCCUCACGUUCGUUGAUCCGCACCAUUCUAAUGCACGGGUUUCACCUGCUGGUGUGGACGCUGGCAGUUCGUAGUGUACAUGAUACGCAGUGCGGGUUCAAGCUACUCACCAGAGAGGCAGCUAGAGUUCUGUUCUCGAACUUGCAUGUGGAGCGAUGGGCAUUUGAUGUUGAACUUCUCUACUUGGCAGAAGAACUGAGUAUACCUGUCAGCGAAGUUUGUGUCAACUGGACAGAAAUUGAUGGGUCCAAAAUAGUUCCUGUCUGGAGUUGGCUGCAGAUGGGACAAGAUUUGUUCCUCAUCUGGCUCAGAUAUACGAUCGGAGCGUGGAAAAUCCACAGGCACAAAUGAUCAUCAGUCGGUGGCGAGAUCUCAGCUGUGAUCCACAAACUGCGUAGCUAGUGAUGGCGAUAUUGACGAUUCGUCUCCACUCGUCAACUUGGGGUAAAAAUGAUUACGGAAGGGUGACAAAGUUUCAAUAAAAUAGUAUGUAAAAAAAGACAGGUCAUGACAUCGGAAUAAGUCAGGCUUUAAAAUCGAACCGGUUCUUCCAAAGAAAUUUUGCAGAAAGCAGGCAAAACUGUAGUGGGUUUAGAUGUAUACUUAAUCUACUGAGUUAUCGAUGGUUUAUUUAAAUGAUAAUCAUUCAACUUAGAGGGUAUCAUUAAAAUUCUAGAACUUAGUUUCAAUUUAAGAUUAUAAGCAAUGAUUGAGUAAAAAUAUAUUUGCAUGGCAAUUGUUCCCAAUUGUUUAAGACAAGUUCUGGUAGAAUUGGACAUAAUGAGGUUAAUAUUUACUUUCAUUAUGUCAAAUUAUUUGUACUAUUCUUCUUUCCCAAAAAAUGCUUCAGUCUAUAUUUAGAAAAUUACAUAAGAUAACAUAUUUUGUACAAAUAUGUUUUAAUAGACUUUUAUUAGUUAAUUUAGGGUAGAAUUAAAUGAACAUUGAAUAUGCUUUAAAAUUUGGGUAUGGUUGCUUGGUUUACAUAACAUUUUGCAGGGUUUUUUAAAAAAUUUAAUUUGAUUUUGAGUUAAAUAAAAAUAUAAAUUAAAUUUGUAGGCUAAGAACUUAAUAGAGCUUUUACUGUAAUCUUAAAGAAUUAAUGUUAUUGGUUUUUUUUUCUAAAAUAACUUAUCCCAUUUUUUUAUGUUGUAUGAACCAUGCUUUAUUUUGUAGUUUUUAUGAACGUUUCACCUUUGAAAGUUCCAUGUUUAUUUAUUUAGUGGCCAAAAUGGGUAGUGUUCUCUUAUCAUGACGCAAAAAUCAAUGAAUCAUAUUAGGUUGAUUCUGCUUAAAGAUAAAUAAGCAUCAAGUGCUUUGAUUGAUUAUGGAACUUAAAAAAAAAAUUGAUCAACCGAUUGAAGUGAAAGGAAAAUGUAUUUCAGUUUAAAACUAAGAGUAACCUUAUCCUUCAUGAACUACACACACAAAGAACAUUUUUUUAUGUUCUCACUUUGUUGAUCAAAUUUGGACUUAGAUUCUGCUUUUAGAGGGAUAAGCUUUGUUGUCCUAUUUAUCUUGUUCAUUUUGUUAUUUUUAACUUGGUAUCAGUAUAACUUUAGCCAAAGAGAAGUAAGAUACAAAGGAUACAUGCAUAUGGGAGAGCCAAUAUAUUUUGGGGCUGAAAUGUACUUGUAACUAGCUAGGAGGAGCCCAAAAGGUGAUAGCGAUAUAGCAUUGUUGUACAGCAGUUGUAAAGCGCAGGGUCUUACACCCCCAAGGGGGGUUUAUUAUGUGAAGGGGAGGGGGGAAAGGAGAGCGGGAGGGGUCGAAUAGAAAUCUCUCUAGACACCAGUGACUGGUGAUAGGUACCACUUAAGUGUACUAUUGAAUGUAUCCUCUGUUUCUUACUUCUCUGUGCUCAUGAAACAAAUAAAAAAAGUGUGAUUAGAUACCAGGUUUUUUAAAAUAAAAAAGUUCAUUCAUAUGUUAGAUAAUUAAAAUCGUUAGACUAAAGGGUAUAGAAUUAAAACUUACUAUUUAAUGGUAAUUAAUUUUAUUUCACCCUGAAAGUAGGACAAUUAUUAUUGUUGCUAUACAAAUAAUAAAAAAAAAAAAAAACUAGUGCAACCAAGAUGAAUAAUUAAUUGUGUUAGGAUAAAUUACAAGAACAAAUUGUCAAUUGAACCACAGUAUUCAAUGAAGAAAUUUGUACAGCUUUUUUAGCUUUAAUGUCUUAUUUAACAAAAUAAUAUAUUUUAUCUUAGAUUAAAAGUGAUUUAAAACAUAGAUUUUACAAGAUGCAUUCCAAUUUGUUUACAAGGCU